Messenger RNA from Ochlerotatus camptorhynchus, 1022 nucleotides. RefSeq lists its product as uncharacterized. The coding region runs from base 231 to 845 and encodes 204 amino acids. NCBI's taxonomy places the organism in Eukaryota, Metazoa, Arthropoda, Insecta, Diptera, Culicidae. The transcript has 6 exons. The record is from RefSeq and is a predicted model, not a curated record.
AAACUAACCCGAACGACAGAUGCUUGACUAUGAUUAAUCAUAUCCUUUGCGACUUUUUGAAGUGGAAUUUUGGAUUGCAUCCCACUACAUUUCAUAAAAAUUGAUUGGCAUUGUCCCUCGUUACCUCAUAUCCUGUUCUGGCAUCGACGACUCGUGACGUUCCUCAAGCGUUGUGGUUCCAUCCUCAUGGUCGUGGAAAAUAUCGACAUGCAGGACGGAUCCAUUAUCAUAUGGAAUACCUGUCUCGGAAAUCCAACGAAAGGGUUAUCAGCCGACCCAAACUUACUUCGCAACAGCCAGUGGUGCAAUCCGACCCCAUACCGGAGGUUUCCGAAGCUAAUAUCGAUCAAAUUAUUCUUGAAUUGAAAUUUCUGUGUCCUGGUCCCAGUACCCGAUCUCGCGCAGAGGAGCUCUGGAUUGCAACCUUCAGAGACCGUGACAGUAUUAGGAAGAAAGGUGAAUUUCAUGAGUAUACGAAACUCUACUCGGUUGGUUCCGCAUUCGAUGGCGUUAUGAUUUCGUUGGAUUUUGACAUACUUCACCCUGGAGCAUUAGAUUUUCAAGAAAGAUUUAUAAUCUUCCAAGACAAGAUUUUGGCAAGAUAUGACAAUCUAUAUCAGCACGUUCAGGAUGAAUUUAUGCGAGCAUUGGCCAUCAUCCGUAUCAAGAACCCGUCACGAGGUGCUAAACGAACAAACCAGGGCAAUGUCGAUAGAAAAAAUCCGUUGGAUGGAAUCAUCGAAUGGGUGGAGGUGGAUAACCCAUUUCCGGUUGUGACUGCCAACACGCCGGUAUUGUACGUGAAAGCAAAAUCGACGGUGUCAUUUUCUGGAAGGAAUCCGUAAUUCCGAUUGCGAAGGAUAUGACGAAUUCCUUUCGCAUUCUCUGUGAAUCAUUCGAGGUCUUCAAUUGCAGCGUGAACCCGACGGACAAGCAGUUUUUUAAGUUUAUUUUCGCUACAAUUCUCGGAAUUGGAACCCUCUCUACCACGGGUGAAAAAUGUAUACGUAGCUUGGAGUAAC